Messenger RNA from Penicillium lagena, 846 nucleotides. RefSeq lists its product as uncharacterized. Gene Ontology annotation, molecular function: protein binding. The transcript has 2 exons. The record is from RefSeq and is a predicted model, not a curated record. Bases 1 to 846 code for a protein of 281 amino acids. Lineage: Eukaryota; Fungi; Ascomycota; Eurotiomycetes; Eurotiales; Aspergillaceae.
AUGAAUACCACAACACGCACAGCGAGGGACCAGGCGAUCUCUACCGCGGAAAUCCUGGAGAUGAUCCUACUCCAACUCGAUUUGCGCACUCUUCUCGUCGCCGCACAGCGAGUGUGUCGAAGCUGGCUCAUCCUGAUCAGCAAAUCAGUCCAGAUUCAGAGGGCCUUAUUCUUUUCCCCUCUCGAGAAACCUGACGUUCCGAUGCAUGACCAGAUACAGAACCCGCUCCUCGCCGAGGCAUUCCCUUGUAUCUUUCCAAGCUCCGAUAAAGAAUCUGAAAAGUAUAAAUUCAAAUUUGCAGCCUUGGAUAUGAACCGGAGCAACACGAAAAGAGCAAUGUAUAUGCGAAAAGAAGCAAGCUGGCGCCGGAUGCUGGUCCAACAGCCUCCGAUCUUGGACUUUGGAUUGCAAAGAGAAACUCACGGCCGAGUUUUCGACGAAGCCUGCCAUUUCAAGAUUCAGGGAAGUAAGGAAAUGCUCUGCGAGAAGCAGGAGGGCUUGCGAAUGGAGCGACUGUUCGAGGUUCUACUCUUCAACGAAAAUAUCACCUGGGAGAGUUGGUCGACCAACCAGGUCAGAUGGGCAACAGAGUUUCCACUUGACAUCCAGGAAGGUGAUGACAUUGCCAAAGCACUCUAUGCGAUGUUGCGAAAGUUUGGCUUGGUUAUAAAAGCGCGCACGGUCAUGCAGUGUGUCCAUGGCUUCCCACGGCCUGAAACCGAGGAUGAAGGGCUGAGAGGACAGCUUGUUGCUGCAUACAUAGAGGCGGGUCUAGAUAUUAACCAGUCUUCUAUCAGUGGUGUUGAGAUCGAGAGCAUUGUUGAAUGGUUGGAUACUAUCCUCUAG